AUGGAAUGGCAGAGUCCAGAUAAGGAAGGACACCGUAGGGCAGAGUUGGGACUCGAAGCCGCAGGAAAUGCACGUUCUGCUGGAGGCACUAGGGCCACAGGCGUCGCGCCUCGCCGCGCUGGUUCGCAACGACGGCGCGGCGCAACUCCGCGUGACGUGGCGGCCGUCACCGACAGUGGCAGGGUCCCGGAACCGAGUAAAAACAGCUUCGAAGAACCAAUUUUUUGCAGGCAGGGGAAUAGCGUAGAGGAGGGGGACCUUGUUUCAAGCAUUAUCGGAACAGAGCAAGGCGAGCAGCCGCAAAUGUGGGCACCCGAACUGUCAUCUGACGCAACAGAGCAGAAUUCGUCAAACGACGAAGAUGUGGAAGAAGGUACAAAGAGCGACGGUUCAGGGGGCGCAAACAGCGGUCAGUUAGACUCCACUAGAGCGCCACAUUCCUCAGCGCUGUGUGCCCGAAGUCCCGUGCCUCGCUCGUCUGUAAGCGUUGCCCCGUUCCGCGCCACUUCCGGCUCCCAGGAUUCGCUUUCGUCGUGCCAAAUUACAGUGGAAGGGAAACCUCUGGUAAAACCUCGGGUGCAGCCUCGGCAGAAGGUAAGACCUUCGCACAGGCUGGAGAAUGAGACGGACCUGGAGGAGAAGGAAACAACGCGGCAGGUUGGGAACCGUGGAAACAGUCUUUUUGGAGGGUUUCUCAGGAGCCUGAGCCGCAAGUACGCAGAGGCAAUUCAUCUCUUAGAUGGCUUGGACGACGACUCAAAUUCGAAUACCAGCUUGAGCAGGCAUGCCUCCGCCACCAACUCCCGAGGUCCACUAGCCGAAUUGUCGAGCCGCGCGUCGUCCGCUCGCAACCAAGCGCCGGGUGCGGCACCAGAGAUCGGACGCUCUCGCCCUCGCCCCUGGCGACGAGCCCCGGGCGAGGGUCGCCAGAGCCCCACGGGAGACUCGGAGAGAGCAAGUAAAAACAAGAAGUCGGGUGUCUUUCCGACAACUCUUCGUUCGCUGUUUUCAUUCUCGUCGUCAUCUUGGAAAAAGCCACCUCCAGGUGAGCGAGGAGAGGCGAAUGUAGAAAGGCCGCCUCCAUCCACGUCAUCGCCUGAAUUGGUUUCCGGUGGCAGCGAGUCGUCAGGUGUACUGAGACGCCACGCGAACCGCGGGGCUCGCACGGCACAACGCCGAUCGUUUUUAGGGUCAGUUGCAGCUGCUGCGAGUGGCGCUUUUGCCGAGGCAGGUGCGGUCGCCGCAGCCGCCGCUGCUGCUGUGGCAGCUGUGGGCGAGAGCAGCACCGAUGACAGUAGUGACUCGAGUGUGGUAGGUGCGGGACAGCACGGAAGAGAACAGGAACAGGAAAAAUCAACGAGAAAAAAGGAGGGGGAUUUGGAGAACCGGGUGUCGAGGAAGAGACUUAUGUGGAAGGCCGCGCAUCGCAUCCGCGAGGUCGACAGCCGUCUCAGCAGGCUGCACUUCGAUAUAGUCCCUCGCAGGCUAAAAGAAGAGGAUUUCUGGAAGUUGUAUUUCUACCAAGUGAGCCUGGUGAUGGCUCGGUACGAGCGCCAGGCGCAUCCACUUCUGCGAUCUCUAGCAACUUCCGUUGUUCUUGCUUCGCGAGAAGAAAGGGACGAGGCUCAGCAGCAGCAGCCGAAUGUGCCAGAUGCCCGCGAAUGUGUCUCCAGCUCUACGGAGUCAGACACGAGCUCUGUUUCUUCUUCGCCUCACUGGGGAGUAAGUAGUCCGCCGGCAUCCGCUCGACUCUUCAUUCCUCCCACCGGAAUACAGUUAACAGGAGACAGCGACCCAGAGGGCCGAAAUGGCGAUUCUUUGCCAGCCUCUCAUAGGGGAGAACCUGUGGGACAAGCUCCGCCCGAAGGCAUUGGGGCUUUAGCAUACGCAAUGUUUUCGUCGUCUCGGUGUCCUUCUCUCGCUUCAUCAUCUCCCGGGCAUAGUGGGCGGCCAGGUGGACUGACAUCCUCGUCUGGUACGACGUCAGUCUCUGCACCUGGUACUGCUUCAUCUGUCUCGCCUGAGACAGGCAUAUCUCCAUCGGUAUUUCCAAGCGACUGGAAAAGACCUGUUGCUGGAAGCGAAAUGCACGCUGUUGGCUUGGACAUGCCAUUAGCACGAGGCCCAACAUCAGCAGUAUCGUUGCCGUCUCCCGCGAACGCUGGCUCUCCGGAAUCAGCACAGCAGAGUUGCCUUUGUUUCACCGAUCCAUCCACGAGGCCAAGCCUUUCGGCUUCCCCCUCAAACAGUCGUUCGUGGAAGGGAACCAUAUACAAGAACGAUGAGUGUUUGUCAUCGACAGCGAACGGGGGGCGGCCGACGAAUUGUGCCGACGAAGACGAAGACGCACGACGGCGCUCUCCUUGGGGCAUUCAGAAGGAGACAAGGCCAGCUCAGGAAGUUGCAAGUGAUUCCGUCCAGCGCAUCGGGGUGUUCUCAAAAAGUCCUCUUCCAGCCAGCACCAAAGAGUCGCGGGAGAAAGAGGGAGUCUGUGGAGAACGCUAUCAGUGUGGAUUUGCUUGUAACGGAGAGGAAGUUCAGGAGGCACGCGCGUAG
Besnoitia besnoiti is the source of this 2556-nucleotide messenger RNA. RefSeq lists its product as uncharacterized. The transcript has 3 exons. The record is from RefSeq and is a predicted model, not a curated record. The coding region runs from base 1 to 2556 and encodes 851 amino acids. Lineage: Eukaryota; Apicomplexa; Conoidasida; Eucoccidiorida; Sarcocystidae.